Messenger RNA from Oldenlandia corymbosa var. corymbosa, 603 nucleotides. The record is from the annotation of a GenBank genome assembly. NCBI's taxonomy places the organism in Eukaryota, Viridiplantae, Streptophyta, Magnoliopsida, Gentianales, Rubiaceae.
AUGGAAAGCUCAAGCCUGAUAUCUGCUGCCAAAAUUUCUACACAAAUAGGCAGACAGACAGCAAGCCCCUCCCUUCUCCAACCAGAGACUUAUCAUCUAUCCUCUAGUCAGUCUUCCUUCAUAGGAUUUAAAGGUAAUGAAGAUUUCCAAGAGGUAUCAUCAGGUCACCACCAAGCACACCGGUGGGCCUCCGACUUCUUCAUUGAGGAACAACCACAUUGGCUUGAUGAUCUCCUAAAUGAGCCAGAUACUCAGAUACACAGGAAUCAUCGACGUUCAGCCAGUGACACUUUUGCAUAUUUAGGAGGAUUGGACACAAGGGAAGACAUUAACCGAAAGAUGCAAUCCGCUCACAGAUCAAGGGUUAGGAAACUUCAGUAUAUAUCUCAGCUUGAAAGGACUAUUCAGCUUCUGCAGGCAGAGGGGUCGGAGAUUUCAGCUGAACUGGAAUUCCUUGACCGUCAGAAUCUUAUUUUGAGCAUGGAAAACAAAGCCCUAAAGCAACGUUUAGAUAGCAUAACUCAGGAGCAGCUCAUAAAGCAAAGUAAGUAUCUUAUCCAGACUAAUUCGUCCUCGCAAAAUGGAUCUUAUGCGCCUAUUUAA